Molecule: messenger RNA, 1146 nt
Organism: Trichoderma breve
Lineage: Eukaryota; Fungi; Ascomycota; Sordariomycetes; Hypocreales; Hypocreaceae
Exons: 3
Coding region: 1-1146 (381 amino acids)
Source: RefSeq, a predicted model, not a curated record
AUGGCUUACUUGAAGAGUAUUUCCACGGCUUUGGAGGCAGUAUCCGUGGACUGCAACUUUACCACCAUUGAAGCAUUCUUUGAUUAUGCAACGGAACAUGAACUCAAUAUUACGUCCGAGAUUGGACAAUGUCCGAAUCUAUGUAUCCUCACAUUUGGCACAGGAAAUCCAGACUUAUCUGGUAUUGGAGUAAUUGCUUUAACUAUUAUUUUUGGGCCUCUUCUGCGCGGUCUUGAUAUAUUUGAGAAUUUUCUCCCCCAAGGGGACUUCUUCAUGCUGCGGAAACUCUUCAGAGAAAGUAUCGACGUGCAGUCGAUUUUUUGGGAGUCUAAUGGGUUUCUCAUUCUGGCGUCUGCGGUGGCGACGCUAGUUCGCAUGGGCCAACAUCCUACAAUCUUCGAAAUCGCCGAGAUGCAGAUAUUGAACUUUGUGCAGCUUAACUCUCUGUUAGUGAUAUUUUUCUGCCUCGUUCACCCAAUUGCCAGGUGGUGGCAACGAUUCUUUCAGUUUCUUUUAGGCUUCGCUCUGGCUACUGCCGCUUUGUCCCAAAGCACACUGUCAGGGCAUUCAGAGACGGACUGGCUGCAGGCCAGCUUAGGUUGCCAGAACGAACCGGCUUUCCGCAAGAUCACGCCAGUCCCAUAUAACAAAGCCGUGGUGUAUGCAGCUGCCGGCUUGUGCAUCAUAUCAUUCUUUGCGCAAACUGCCACUACUGUGUUCCCUCGGAUCAAGCAACGACCAAGCUUACGGAGGGUCUUGACUGUUAUGGCGGUUGUGUGGGGGCUGCUGACCACACUAUCGUUAGUGGGCAUGAUAUGGGGGCUGGUCAAGCUCUGGGGCCAAAGAGGUGAGCUCAUCAAGGUGGCAGGGACCGAUUUUGAGGACAACGAAUGGGGCUUUGGUCAAGUCGCCGCACUGUUUACCUGGUUGCCGAUUCCCGUGGAAAUAUCAUACAAGCUAAAUGAUUGGAUGAAAGAGAGAUCUAGCACUUGGUAUCGGUUCCAAGCUUCUAUUGCGCCCUAUGGCGAAUCGAAGAACGGCGAAAAACAAGGCGAGCACAUAGCAAUGGCGCCAGCGACUACCGCUACUAAAGGGGGGGUCUUCACACAAGCACACUCUCAAGAUUCCGGCGACGGAUCCGUGUGA